Molecule: messenger RNA, 4264 nt
Organism: Acipenser ruthenus (sterlet)
Lineage: Eukaryota; Metazoa; Chordata; Actinopteri; Acipenseriformes; Acipenseridae
Product: TRAF3-interacting protein 1-like
Exons: 17
Coding region: 223-2007 (594 amino acids)
Biological process (GO): regulation of microtubule cytoskeleton organization; intraciliary transport; cilium assembly
Cellular component (GO): centrosome; axoneme; ciliary basal body
Molecular function (GO): microtubule binding
Source: RefSeq, a predicted model, not a curated record
UGUGUGGUUGUUAGUUGUUGCUAAGAAAGUAGACUUGCUUGGCAACGGUGCGUCACUCGCUCAGUCGCAGCGACGGAGGACGAUGCAUUGUGGGAUUGGAAGACACUGAAGUACUGAGCGCUCAGUGACUGCAAUAAAUAUAGAGUUUGUCCAGAGAGCGUUUUGUUUUUGACACAUUUUAUUAAACUAAAAAUUUUGUGAUCGAUAUCCGGAGCCAUUGCCAUGAACGAGUCGAUGGCGAAGAAGACCCAGGAGACCCUGGGGAAAGUGAUUAAGAAACCACCGCUCACAGAAAAACUGCUGAGCAAACCGCCGUUUCGAUUCUUGCACGACAUCUUCACAGAGGUAAUAAGGACCACAGGUUUUAUGAAGGGGCUCUAUUCAGAAUUGGAGAUGAAGUCUGAAAAUGUUAAGGAUAAAGAAGCCAAGAUUGCAUUCCUCCAGAAGGCAAUAGAUGUGGUAAUAAUGGUGACAAACGAGCCCCUAUCAGUGAAGCCAGGUCGUAUUGUAUCAGGACAUGAGCCAGAGAAAACGAAUGAGCUUCUGCAGGCAAUGGGAAAGUGCUGCCUCAAUAAGCUUUCCAGCGAAGAUGCUGUGCAGAGGGUCCUUGCCGGUGAGAAGCUAGACCUAAAAGGAAAGCAUCCCUCGACCUCAAAAUCUCAGGACAAGGAGAACCGGGAGAGCAAGGAGGAAGACAAGAAAAGGCACAAAGACAAAGAGGAGAUCAGAGACACUGAAAUCAAAGAACGAAGCACAAGCAGAGAUCGAAAGGUUGAACAGCCAAAAGAGACGGAGGCCAAAAAGACUGAGAAGGGCAGACACAAGGACGAUGAAAGGCAAGAGAAAGGAAGAGACCGCGAAAGGACGAAAGAGCGGGAUCGGGAGAAAGAGAAGAGCCGGGACAGAGACAAAGAGAAGGGCAGAGAAAAGGAGAAAGACCGGGACAAGGGAAAAGAGAGGGACAGGGACAGGGAAAAAAGGAGGGAGCGCCCAAAGGAGCCUGAGGAAAAAGCCAAAGAACCGGAGGAGAAAGCCGAAAGAAAGCCUGCAGUGGUUCUUGAAGCAGAGCCUGCAGAGGUUCCUGAAGCAGAGCCUGCAGAGAUUCUCGAGGCAGAGCAUGAGAGUCCUGCAAGAAUACCUCGGCCUUCCUCUGCAAAAGGACAAAGAAGACGACCCAAACCUGGAGGGCAAGAUGAAUCUGACAGUGAUGGAGAGGCAGAAAUCCUUUCUUCAGACAAGUCCAUGCCAUUAGAGAAUGGUGAGGCUGUUGAUGCCGUGCCCACUCACAGGAGAAUACCAAGGCCAAGUAGUGCAAGGCCAGCACCACCACGAGUCAAACGUCAAAAUAGUGCUGAUGUGCCAAGUGUAGAAAGGAUCGGUAGUGGAAAGCCUUUGACUGCUGUGAUCGUGGAUGGGAAAAAGGACUCUGACGAGGAUAAUGAUGAGCUGUUUGUUGUGGAGGAAGCAGCUCCACUUCUUCCAGACCUGCCCAAAAUGGAAAUGGAGCCGGCAGUGGAGCUGAAAGAGGACGACAAACAUGGUGGGCUGGUGAAGAAAAUUUUAGAAACAAAGAAAGAUUAUGAGGCUUUACAACCUUCAUCCAAGACAAAAGACCAGGAUAAGACAAUUGUAUCGGCGGCAACAAAAAGAAAAGAGCGUGACUUAGUCUUCAGGGAGACUGAAAAGCUGAGGUCCUCAAUCCAGACAGUGUGUCGUAGUGCCCUCCCACUGGGGAAGAUCAUGGACUACAUUCAGGAGGACAUGGACUCCAUGAAGAAGGAGCUGCAGAUGUGGCGCAGCGAGAACGCAGAGCAUGCAGCAGCACUGCUCAAGGAGCAGAGAAUAACAGACAAUGCUGUGGAGCCCCUUAAAGCUGGGCUGGUGGAGCUGGAGCAGCUAAUCAAGGACCAGCAGGACAAAAUCUGUGCUGCAAAGGCCAACAUCUUAAAAAAUGAGGAGAAGAUUGAGAAAAUGGUCUCCAGUAUCAACUUCUCAUCCAGGACGUGAGAGCCCAAGACAGAAAAGACUCCAGAUAUUAAUCAAAUGAUAAAUAUACUGAAAGGCACUGAAAACAAGGGAAAGGCUAUUUUUAUAAAGUAUAAUGUAUUUUUAUAAUCCUGUGAUAAAAUUUAUUUAACAUGUGGAGGAAUCUAAACACUUUUUUUUUUUUUUCUUCAGCUGUUGUGGGCUUUCCCACCCAAUCAAAAGUAUAACCUCUCAUUCUUAACAUACUCACAUCCCUGGUGCCUCAGUAUUCAUUCAAAGAAGACUUCCAUAUGGAGUUUCAUUUUACAUUGUCAUAGUGCAUCGUGCAUGUGUCGCACAUCUAACCCCUGUACAACAUCAGUUGGUUUGUCACUGAAAAGUCCUUUUAGAAAAUAAUCUUGCUUAUUUAUUUGAUAGCAAAGUCUCUGAUUUUACCAUUUGUACAAUAUGGAUUAUUUUGUUUUAGAAAAGGUAAUGCAGAUGUCAUGUAGGAAACCAUAUACCAUUCCAAUUCAAAAUUGAUUUGGUCUUUACAAUAAAGCACCACAGAAUAGAGAAUUCUUGCUAAGGAUCCCCUUUUAUAUCUGCUCUUCUGAUAUUUGUGGUUUCAAUGCUGUGAAGCAACUGUAUGAAUUGAUUAGAUUAUAGUAAGGCAGAGGACUUAUUCUAGAAAGACAAAUUUAACAACCUUGAAAAUAUAUUGGCCAUUUUAAUAUGUAGCAUGGAACUGUGCAUUAACCCACAAACAGUGGCUACAUGCAGUAUUUUGCUGUGCCAUGUCUGAAGUAUUUUCUGUGCUGGCAGUGUGGUAAAUAAAUUACUGAUAAACAAAUGAUGCCAGUUCCUAAAGUCUUUUUAUGUGCUGCAUAUUACAAUUCUUCUCAACACUUUCAAAUAUAUUUCAGAACUGUUGUGUACAAAUAUAGUUUUGAAGUGAUAUAUGAAUAUGAAAAAGAACUCCAUUCCCUUAAGAUUUCAUCCUUUUUUUUAAAGGUUUCAUAGUUCCGAACAAUUUAGGAGGAAAUGAAAGAGAACCAUUUUGUUUUCAAAAAUACAUUUUAUACAUUCAUAUUUCACUUUACAAAGCGUACCAGCAUACUGUAGAUAUCCACAUUUCCUAAUUGGUAAUAAUAUCAACAUGCAUUUAAAAGAUACUCUUGGGUACCACUACAUAUAAAUUAUCUUAUCUGGUUGAAGUCUUGGCCUUUGUACAGUCUAAAUAUCUCAAAGACAAUAUAUUACCAGGUCAUGCAAAUAAAAUGUUUUGGUGCAGAGUGGGUGAUUCUGGCUAUGAUAUGUCAAUACAAAAAGACUACUACUACUACUGCAGUAGUGAAAGGAAUAUGUUGCUACAGGAUUAAGGGGAAGAUGUAUCACUUACAGCGAUUGUGCCCUGCAGACUAAAUGAAGUCUACUGUAUUUUGAUGGAUUUGAUCCCAAACACAGUAGAAUUACGCACAGUGCUCCACCAAGAAAGAAGGCUGAUUUGGUUAUCUAUUGUUGAAUGAAACGAUACAUUAAAACAAAUUCCCCAAAUGUCUGUGACAAGGAAUGAGAAGUGAUCAUUCACACAUCCAUAACUUUAAUGCAUGCAGUCUGUGGAAAUGAGUCCCAACAUGUGUGAGAAUUGGAGUUUUGAUUGUCCAGCACAGUAGUUUUGAGACCUCUGCAGUCGCCAGCACGGGUUUCUCUCUUACAUUUGUCCCAGUCCCAGUUGACAACCUUGUUUUUUCGGUUUGUAUAAAUAGACUAGAAUAUAUAUGUAUAUAUAUAUAUAUAUAUAUAUAUAUAUAUAUAUAUGUAUAUGGUAUGUGUAAAUAUUUCUUUAAGUCUGUAAUAUAACCAUAAUCAGCAUUUAAAAUUCCAGUUUUGUAGCGCAGAGAGUGAUACACAGAUUUUUAAUUCAGCAAGUUAUGGUAUUGCUUUUUAUCAGUAUUUAAUAGAAUGAUUGCAGGUUAAUGAAAUGUAGCUUUUAUUUGUAAAUUAAACAUUUCCCUCAGUUAAGGAAAUUUCAAAUAAAAGCCUUUUGCUUGAAAAGGGCAGUUUCCUAAACAAAUUACAAGUACUUUGGCAUGUUUUGUACCCAUCAAUUUAUAAGAAUAAUUUACAGGCCUCUGUUGAGAAAGCGUCUACACUGCAAAUAAUUGUGUCAAAACCAAUGUCGCUUUCUUGCUUAUAUAUUAUGUAUAUUUUGAAUUUGUAAUGUAGUUCACAAAUUACUAUAACUUUUGUAGAGGAGUAGAAUAAAAUUACAUUUCUGUACAAGUUGGAGUGUGAA